AUGUGAUCUGGCGCUCCAGUCGCGGGCGGAGCAGUGAAGGAGGCGGGCACGGGUCGCGAACGCUGGAGGUGGGGGAGAGCUGAAGUCUCAGACUCCAACUAGAAGUAAUGGAAAACAAGAUGAAGGAUGGGAAAAAGAAAUUGCGACAUGUUCUGGAUGCUUGUACAAAAGCAGUAACGUUUCUGUACAUUUUGCUGUGAAGUGAUAAUUCCAGUGACGUUCUCUAAUAUGCCAAACCAGGAAUUCAUCACGGUGUGGGUACGAGACCCGCAAAUUCAGAAGGAAGAUUCCUGGCAUCCGUUUGUAGAUUAUGAAAUUUGUGUUCAUACUAAUAGCAUGUGUUUUACAAAGAAGACAUCUUGUGUCAGAAGACGUUACAAGGAAUUUGCUUGGCUAAGGCAACGGCUACAAGACAAUGCUGUGCUGAUAAGUUUACCAGAGAUUCCUCCUAAAAUAACCUUCCUCAGCACCAGUAACGCCAAGGUCUUAGAGCAGCGUCGUCAAGGACUUCAGGAAUUCCUAGAAAAAGUAUUGCAGAGCAACAUCCUCCUUUCCGACAGUAGAUUGCACCUCUUCUUGCAGACACAACUAUGCACCACAGAGAUUGAGGCCUGCGUCUCUGGUCUGACCGACUAUACAGUUUCUGAUGCUGUUCAUAGGCACGCAACGUCCAGCCAAAGGUUCCCUGUCGAGGAAGUGUAAAAAGCAAAGAUCUGUUUAAAUUCGAAAUGCAAGGAUUUUAAUCCCACUAUAUAUUUUUUAAAACCAUUGUUAAUCCAUCUCAUUGUUAUAGAGCUGUGACAGCUCAUCAUAGAAAGCUGCUCGCACCUCCACACUGACUUAAUGAAUGCAGUGAAAAUUCAAUUAUCUGUAUUCUGAUUAUCUGAAUUUCAUUUUGUUAGACUUGGGUUAUUUCCUUUUAAAUUAUCUAGCAAAAAAUAUCAGACUCUACUGCAAACACCUAAUUAAAAGACCAAAUUUCCUGUCUCUCUAAGACUGGAGAUAAUUAAGGUUCUCCUCUGUUACUCAGGCUUUAACUGUGUUGUAGAAACCAAUUUCCUCUUUAUUAUUUUAUUUUCAUCAGCACUUCAUCCUCAGGGCUUGGAAAUAGCAGCAGUGACAACAAUGUGAAGUCGUAAAAGAUGAAAAUUGCAAGGAUCUGUUUUGUGGCUCAUUUUCUGUUUUGGGCAUGUGUUCCAAAUCUGCAGUCUAGACUGUUCUCCAAACCUAAAUCAUCCAUAUAGACCUCAUUUGCAAAAGAAAUUCAUGGAAGCUCGGAGCUUGAUGCAGUGUUUUUCUUUUUGUAGAUGGGAAUGUCUGACUCUGAGCCGUUUUAUUUUUAAUUGCAACUUCUGGAAUGAAAAGAGAGAAAAAGCCUGAAGAAAUUUAGGCCUUUUUUUGUAAGACGUUCAUUUGUAGAAAGCACCAAAAUAAACGACUGCAAUUAAUUGAAAGAAAUUUAAACGUAACUGAAAAUGUAAAAUGCAUUUGAUGAAUCCUUUUUUAUGAACUGAACACAACAUUUAAUUGCACCUAAAUGUUGGUUGUGAGUUUGCAUUAUGUGUGCUACAAAUGGCAAUCCCAAAGUUAUCAUGGUUUGUUUUUAAUACAAGAGCUGUUGGUAGAAAAUAUUAUUCUUGCACAUUGAAAAUGUAAAUCAGCCAUUCAUAAAUUGCUUCUGUAUUAAUUUAUGGAAAUUUAUCAUCCAUUGCCUUGAUUUAAUAACUUAUUUGCUAAGCAAGCGUUUUCUUUAAGUCUAUGAAUUUAGCUACAUUUGAUUGAGACAGCAAAAUUCACUGAGGUAAAAUAAACGGGUAACUGUUUGCCUUAACUUAUCCAUUCCAUUUAAAUCAUUCAGUGAUUCUGCAUUAAUUAUGGCAGGAUUGGUUUACAGAACUUUCUGUUGAGUUUUAUCCUGUAGAUUCAGUUGGAAUUGUACUUGACGAUGUGUAAAAUUUAACAUUUGAUUUACUUAUCAGAGCAGUGUUAUUUUAUAUGUGAGGAGGAAUUUAGUUUGGAAUUACCCAAUUUGGUAAUUGGGUAUUUUUUUCAGAAUGUUCCUUGUAAAAUGUGUUAUUAGUCUUCGAAUUGUUAAAUACAAUUAGCAAUUCCAUUACUUUCCUGAAUAGUAAGAUGCUUCUCUGGGCAAAGGAAUAUUGGCCUAAUUGCUUGCUAGCAUUCCUUGCUUGAAGUGUAGGUGUUGGCAUUGUUCUGAUACACUUCUAGACAAAAGGCAGCUAAAGAAAAACUGGUUCCAUGCGUUACAUGAAAAUGGCCACUUGGUUGAGAUAACAAAUGAGCACUACUUACGAAACCUUGACACAGCAGGGAGUUAUCUUUAUUGGAGGGAGAAAGUUCAUUGAAUGUUUAUUGCAAAUGAGCUUUUUAAAAGAAAAUAAACGGUAAUUUCCUCUUUUAAGGAUAGAUUUUGAUUGUAAUUUCAGUGUUCUGCCCAAAGCUAUUUGUUCUGAUAUAUUUCACUUUUUUUUCCAUCUUUGGAUUUCAGAUUUUAAAGUUACUUAGGAAUUUAUGAAGCAAUAUAACUAUUGGCCCUCCGCAGACGUAUCCUAACUUUCUAAGUACUGCAUCUUCUAUUUUUACCUUUAAUAAAUAAAAAUGGGACGUCCUCAUGUUACUAAAGAGAACAGUUUAUUAAACUGUGAUCAUUAUUUGUCUCCUGAUAUUGGAAAUCUGCAUCUGUCUGAGUUUUUUUGAAUAUGGAGUUGUGAAUUAUUAUUUAGCCUGCUGGUCACGGUGGUCACCUGGUGUUGUCACUGUGAAUGUGAAAAUAAACUCUGCAGUCAAGGAUAGUUUUGCAGAAAAUGGAAGAAUGAAAGACACAGGAACUUUACGAGAUGUCUGAUGGGAUGCUACACGUCAUUUAUAUAAAUGUUUUAUAUUUUAUAUUUCAAUGUUCAUGGAAUUGUGCAAUUACCUUAUAAUAAAUUAAUCAAAUGUGAA
Messenger RNA from Leucoraja erinaceus (little skate), 2961 nucleotides. It is a transcript of the gene snx10b, whose product is annotated as sorting nexin 10b. The transcript has 6 exons. Gene Ontology annotation, molecular function: phosphatidylinositol binding. Gene Ontology annotation, biological process: intracellular protein transport. Bases 229 to 702 code for a protein of 157 amino acids. The record is from RefSeq and is a predicted model, not a curated record. NCBI's taxonomy places the organism in Eukaryota, Metazoa, Chordata, Chondrichthyes, Rajiformes, Rajidae.